AUGAUGGUAGUAUUGAGGUGCAGACAUAAUGAGCAGGGGCAGCAUAGUGGGCUGGGGCAGCUACUACAACUUUAGCGGCAGCUGGAGCUGGGUGCACGGGGUGUCCAGAUUUUUCUACGACUGCGUUGAAACCGUUGUGGUCAUCAGCGGUAUAGUGAACAGUUCUGAGAGUACCAUCGGGUUCAGCUACAGUGUAAGAUCCCUUGACUACGUCACCAUCGCGAACUUCGUGUUGAGUUUUGUGGUCACCGGUAUGAGGAUCUUGAACUCCAUAGUUGUAUUCGUAUUUUGGUUCUGCGUAAUAGUCUUGGUGUUCGUGUGCUGGAGCGUAUCCAUGAGAAUAGGAUGGGGCUACGUAUUUGGCGACGACUGGAGCGGCGUGUAGAACUGGGGAAGCAUGACCAUAUACUGGGGCUGCAUGUGCAACUACUGGAGCAGA
Messenger RNA from Ceutorhynchus assimilis (cabbage seed weevil), 439 nucleotides. The record is from the annotation of a GenBank genome assembly. NCBI's taxonomy places the organism in Eukaryota, Metazoa, Arthropoda, Insecta, Coleoptera, Curculionidae.